CGAUGGCGUCUGUUUUCACAUCCAACAAAACAAUCCGGGUUUGUCCUUUUCUCAAUGGAGAGGUGGAAAGCUCGGAAACCAAAACUAACAACACAUGGAUACGUCCCAAUUUGGCCAGCAGAUGUACAUGGAAACCAGGAAAAUCCAUUUCAGAGUCCCCUCAUAGUUGUGUGCCUCUUCCAAAAGAACCAAAGAUUUUGUCAAAUAUUUUGGAAAAAAUUGGACACACCCCAAUGGUCCGUGUCAACAAAAUUUCAAAAGCCUAUGGGAUUAAAUGUGAACUGUUGGCUAAGUGUGAGUAUUUCAAUGCUGGAGGGAGUGUGAAGGACCGGAUCACUGUAAGGAUGAUAGAAGAUGCUGAAAGAGCUGGGACUCUAAAACCAGGAGACACAAUCAUUGAGCCUACAUCAGGAAACACAGGUAUUGGACUAGCCCUGGCUGCUGCAGUGAAGGGCUAUCGCUGUGUCAUUGUCAUGCCUGAGAAAAUGAGCAUGGAGAAGGUGGAUAUCCUAAGAGCUCUGGGGGCAGAAAUUGUAAGAACUCCAUGUACAAGGUAUGAUGCUCCAGAAUCCAAUGUCCGUGUUGCUUGGAAACUGAAAGCUGAAAUCCCAAACUCACACAUUUUGGAUCAGUAUCGAAAUCCAAGCAACCCCUUGGCACAUUAUGACACGACAGCUGAAGAGAUUCUGGAGCAAUGUGAUGGCAAAGUUGAUAUGUUUGUGGCUGGAGCUGGCACAGGAGGCACCAUCACUGGUAUCGCCCGAAAAUUGAAAGAGAAAUGUCCUGAAUGCAAAAUUGUCGGGGUCGAUCCUGAUGGCUCCAUUGUUGCUUUGCCCAACUCCCUUAACACAGUGGCAGCAGAAGAUACAACAAUGGAAGUAGAAGGAAUUGGACAUGAUUUUAUCCCGACUGUCCUUGACCGUUCUGUGAUUGAUGAGUGGUGCAAGAGCAAUGACACCGAAUCUUUUCUUAUGGCUCGUAGACUGAUUAGAGAUGAAGGUUUGCUCUGCGGAGGCAGUGCAGGCAGUGCAAUGUCUGCGGCAGUGAAAGUUGCCAGGGAGCUAAAAGAGGGACAGCGCUGUGUUGUCCUCUUACCUGACUCUGUGAGAAAUUACAUGUCUAAAUAUUUAAACGACAAAUGGAUGAUCAAGAAUGGAUUUCUAAAAGAAGAUGUUCCAGAACAAUAUCCUUGGUGGUGGAAUAUCAAGGUGCAGAAGCUGAACCUGGUGGCCCCUCUGACUCUUCUUCCAGAUGUGAACUGUCAGAAGGCCAUUGAAAUUCUCCGUGAGAAGACAUAUGACCAGGCACCAGUUGUUGCUGAAUCAGGGCUCAUUUUGGGAAUGGUAACCCUCAGCAACAUCCUCUCCUCAAUCCUAGCAGGAAAUGCCCAGUUCUCGGAUCCAGUCAUGAAAGUCAUUUACCAACAAUUUUCAAAGGUUAGCCUGGAUGACAACCUUGGAAAGCUUUCACGUAUCUUGGAAAAUGAUCACUUUGCUAUUGUUGUGCAUGAACUGGAGCAAUACAAUGCAGAUGGUACAUCCUUUAUGAAACAGAUGGUUUUCGGUGUGGCCACGGCUGUUGAUCUCCUUAGCUUCGUCACUACGCAGGGCAAAAUUCAUGAGUCAGAUGAUACAGCAUCUAAAUCAGCUUCUUCUGAAAGAACUUUCUCUGCAGCACAAUUUUAAAAGAAUCAACUGAAAAUGUUAACUAUAACAUUGUGAAUUUGUUUGCCAGUAUGGUUACGUCUACUUUUAAUUUGUUUAACAUACUCUGUUUAAUGUCAUCCUAAUGCCACCAGUGGAAAUGAUCUGGGAUUGGGAUGAUCUGAUAAGAGCUUUUAAAAUAAAAAUAAAUGGCUAUUAUGAUGACCUGUGAAAAAUGAGAUUCUCAGAAGAUAACAGUAGACAUAAUGCUCCUGCAAGGGUUUGCAGAAUCAAUUUCUAGUUGAUGUUUUGUUGUUUGCAUUAAUAGUGACUGGAAAAAAAUAUUUCAAAAUCUGCUGGCAGAGGAAUAAACAUUGCACAUGCAAAAGCUUCCUGAAAUAAAUGUAGAAUAACCUAUAAUUCAGUUUACUUGUACCAAGGAAAUCUGAAUCAACACUAUUCUGCUGGCAGAGGUGUAAGCAGAGGUGUAAGAACUGUUCACUAAAAUGGACCUAUCUUUUUUGGUAUGGCUGACCAUAAUAUGGGUCGAUUACUACACUUAGAGCAACUUCCCAAAAUGUUUCAGCCACAAAAUUCCCUUAGGCCAGGGUGAGAAUUAUGUGGUCCUCCACGUAUUGUGAAUUCCAAUGGUUUUCAUCACCAUAGUCAAUAGUGAGUUUUGGCUGUUUCAGUUCAUCUAAAAGGAAAAGCAACACUGAGCACAUGGGCUGCAUGUGGUUCCCAGACAACACAAAACCCUGAAAGGUGUGAAAACAUGCAAAACAGUUCCACCUAUCCGCAAAACCACCCCACAAUACUAAACAUCCCAGUUUCCCUCUGGAGUCCACUUCAAAAAGGUGGCAGGAGGUGACACACAUUUGGUUUUGCUGGAGAGGGUACAACCUUUGCCUGACCAUCAUAUAGUUUCCAACUCCUACCUUAGACAUUAGAAUGUCAUGCAGAUGUUCACUUCAUUUUGGUUUCUACCCAGAAGAGACUAAUGCCAGCGCUAUAUCUGCCAAUUUGAGAGUAAAGCUCAAGAAGAUCUAAUCCCAGUACAGAAACUGUGGACAAGCUGUGCCCAGCUGGUCGUACAGAGCUCACAAUAGUCUUCCCUGUGACUCAGCAGUGUCCUAAAUGCUGUUCCAUGAAACAUCCUUCCAUCUGUUACUCUACUUCCUAGGACUUUGAAAUGUCCUUCUUGCUGCUGUAAUUCUCUCUACCUUACAACUCCAUUCUCAAAACAUUUUUGAGAGGAAAACUGCAAAGUAUGGAGAGUUGGAACAUCAUGUGCUGCUCUAGAACAUAAUACUCCAUGGUUCUGCUCAUGAGAAUAACCAGGUUACAUAUUUGCCAGUUCCCUUUUUAGCUUUGAUACAUACUUUUCCUCAAACAUUGAUUGAUUCUAUGUUGUUAGCAUGUCAAGAUGUCUUAUACGGUUAUAUAAACUAACAAUGAAGCUCUUUGUGCUUGACACUAGAAAAUCAAGCAAUCCAUUUGCAAGAUGUAAUUGUAGAUGAGUAAAAAAACAAACAAACUUGUACAUCCUUAGAGAUGCCAUUAGCCAAGACUGUUAAACUUUGGAUCUGUGUGAGUUAUUAUAGAAUAAAUAAAGGUUAACUUUCUUCUCUUUAUGUUAGUGUUGCCACAAAUGUCAAAGGAUUGUUCGUUGUGCACUGUAUGAAAAAUGCACUUCUAUUUGGUUUUUAAAAAUUAUUACUAUUAUUUGUUACCUCUUGAUUUGAAAUGGAUUUAUAUGUUAAAAUAAAUUACUUCUCUGCAUCUAACAA
Molecule: messenger RNA, 3433 nt
Organism: Anolis sagrei ordinatus
Lineage: Eukaryota; Metazoa; Chordata; Lepidosauria; Squamata; Anolidae
Product: cystathionine beta-synthase-like
Cellular component (GO): cytoplasm
Molecular function (GO): cystathionine beta-synthase activity
Source: RefSeq, a predicted model, not a curated record